AUGGUCGACGAAGAAACUCUGAAAGCACGACAAGUGCAGCUACAAAGGUCUCCGCCGCUGCCCGUCGAGAGCACCACGGCCACGCUGACCGCCGCGCCGGAAGCACCGGCCGCGGUGACCGCGCGCGCGGCGCGCCGCGGUGCGCGGGCGCGGUGCUGCGCAAGGGGCCACAUGAUAGCUCGGAAGGGAGAGGCCUUUGGGCUCUUCCAGGAUAAGAAGAUUUGUCACGCCUGCUGCACGACCUUUGGACCCGAGACCAGCUACUACCGUUGCAUGCAAAACUGCAAGUACAACGUCUGUCACCACUGCUUCCAGGAGGCGCGACACAGUGAAGCGCAGCAGAUGCUUGAGGGCCAGAGUGAGCCAAGCUGCCAGGAAAGCCAUAGUGAUGUGGAAAGCGUGCUGGAAUUUGAGGUCCAUGGAGGUCUCCGCUCGGAGCUGUGGCCCUUCGCGGAGUCGCGGUCACGUCCCUUUGCGGCGCAGCUGGAAGAGCUGGCCGAGGUCUUUGAGGUGCCCCACGGAGUGCUGCUCCAUAGCCAGGGCUCGGAGGUGGAAGUGAUCCAGUCCAUCUUGCAACUCCAGGCCCUACCCCGCACCGCUUCGCUGGCACUGGAAGCACCCCAGCAGCUGCUUCAGCAGCUGCUGGGGCAGAUGAGCAGCAGCCCUGACGCGCUCAGGCACAUUGGAAGGAUGUGUGCCACCGAGGCGCUGGCGGCGGAAGCCUUUCGCCAGGGCGCCUUGCCCGCGCUCGUGGCGCAGCUCUGCUGUAGCACGGAGCGUGCAACGUCCACCGCGAGCGCAACCGGACUUUGUGCCCUUUUGAGGCCUACGCGCAAAGAGGAGGCCAAGGAGCAACUGGAGCAGCUGUGGAGUGAGCAUGGCGAUGCCUUGCUGCGACGCUUGACACGGCCAGGCGUCGGCAAGGCCGAGACGGCCCUGCUGCUGUGGCUCGUGGAGGAGCUCGAGCUCGCUUCGGAGACCUUCAGGGCUUUGCAGGAAGGGGACAGCGGCAGCCCCAGUGCAGCGGAAGAGGGGGAGCGAGAGGGCCCUUCCUCCGGUUUGCAGGAGCAGGAGAUGGGGAGAGAUGUGCUUGAGCUUCUUCGAGAGAGCUGUGCCGUUCCGUGCAGCGAAGCUCAGCAGUUGCAACGUGGGAAGCAGCUCAAGGAGGCGAAGCUCUUCGCGGAGCGACUGCAGCGCACGGUGCGGCGGCAACACCGGGCGUUGAAAGCCAUGGUGCCCCUGGUGAAGCUGCAAGAUGUGGAGCUGGAGAAGACGCUGCAAAAGAUCGUGGAGGAUGGAUGGGACUCAACGGAUUGGCCAGAUGGUCAAAACCUUCUCCAUUUUCUCUGCCAGCAUGGGGACGCCCAAACGGUGCGCCUGGCGGCCGAGUUGUGUCCCGAUUUGGAGGCGCGCGAUGGGCAAGACCUCCGCGCCAUGGAUUAUGCCUUGUCCAACUCUGAUGCCUCGGUCGCUGAAGAGCUCCUUCUUGUGAGCCAAGAGCGCAGAAGCUUUCGCUUCUUGGAGGAGACCACUGUGGACGAGCUGGCAAAGGUGCCGCGAAGCAUGUCGCUGGUGUCGCAAGAAGUCCUUGCGCCUGGCCCCCGCGAAUCUGGCCACGCGGUGCCCACCGUGCCCGACCAGAGCGAAGCACAGCACUGGGCGCAGUGCACAGCUCCGGGCUCCAACGAAGUGCAGUGCACAGGACUGGAGGUACAAGGCGAUGGCCAUGGCAUUGGUGCGCUCUACAUGCUGCGCACACAGCUGGCGAAGGAGCGGAAGGAGAAGGAGAUGUGGCGCGAAAAGGCCCAGGAGGUGGAGCAGCUCCGCACGCGCCUGGCGAUUUGGACCGAGAAGCCGGACGCACCACCUGACCGCUUGGCUGCGGUGACGUUGAGCGCGGCGGAAGGGAGCGCGGCUACUCCGCGCGAGCGCGGCGCCGUGAGUGGUGACUUCAGAAGGAGCGAGGCGCCCGAGGAGCGAGGCGAGUCCCAAAGAGCGGAGACGAAGCUCCAGCUCAGCCCGUGGCAGGCACCCGAUCCAGCCGCAUCUCCAGCAGCUCGAGCACCGCCGAGGAGGCUGAGCUGGACACAGCCAGUGUCUCCAGCGACAGCGACUCCUCUCCACGGGCGACAGCAGCGGAGUCCGAGGCAGAAAGGGAGCCGCCUACCGAUGCUGAUGUUCCAGCAAGCAAGGCCAUUGCAAGAGACGGAGGAGAAUCUCCGACGCCAAAGCCAGUGGUGCCACCAAAGGGCAAGGGGAAAGGCAAAGGUAAAGCCAUUCCUGCAGCUCCAAGCGUGGUGCCAGGUGAGGGCGACGGCAAGGGAAAGGCCAAAGGCAAGGGGAAGGUCGCACAGGCCGAGCCCACGAAGCCAGAGGUCAAGCCACAUCAGGAGCUGA
Durusdinium trenchii is the source of this 2397-nucleotide messenger RNA. NCBI's taxonomy places the organism in Eukaryota, Dinophyceae, Suessiales, Symbiodiniaceae. The record is from the annotation of a GenBank genome assembly.